CAGAACGCGUCGACUCGGAGCCUGUGACCAGUGCAUCGUUCACACGCCUUUCAUUCGCUCCCGUCGAAGAAUCUACACAUUACGAGGUUUCGCAAGCCUCCGGCGAGCAAGAAGGAUGCCGCUUCCACAAGUUGCCGUCGGCCCUAGUGCAUGCCGAAACCCUCUGUACGAUGAGCUGCCCUGUGCGCCCUCAAAUUGUCAAACAAGGCUGCAUCUCGAUUGGAAGGAGCAGUCAUAGAAACUGUCCGCACAAUACCCGUACGCCUCAGUCAACACUAGACCUCGUGAUGCUUCCCGUCUCGAGCUUCUUCAGUCCGACAAUCACGCAUGGCUAGCCACGGUGCGGGUUCUUUAUUUCCGAGCGCCGUUGCAGGCGAAAAGCCGAAGUCGAGGGAGUCAGCGGCGCGAGGUCAUGGGCCAUAUAAAGUCCAGGAACUCAUGGGAGUCCCGCCAGGC
This is a messenger RNA of Fomitopsis serialis, 456 nucleotides long. RefSeq lists its product as uncharacterized. The record is from RefSeq and is a predicted model, not a curated record. Lineage: Eukaryota; Fungi; Basidiomycota; Agaricomycetes; Polyporales; Fomitopsidaceae. The transcript has 3 exons. Bases 171 to 335 code for a protein of 54 amino acids.